AUGAGUCUCUUGUGGGAAUACACCUUGUUGCCUCUAGACCUUGUCCCGGGGAGUGCAGGAGGAGGCGAGAGUGAAUCCAGAGACGGGGUUUUAUGCGCCGAGGACUCAUCCCAGAUAAGCGCACCUCCCACGCAGCGUGCAAUCAAGACCCAAGAGUGUUUGAGGUUCUCGUGGAUUGCGGGAUGGUAUAUAAGGACAGCCACGAAGCACUUAUGCACAGUUCCCUUGCAGCUUAGUUGCCGCGGGGAUCCUGUACACUUGACUAGCCUACAGAACACUGUCGAGAUGCGCGUCGUGGUGGCCUGGGUGCUGCUGGGACUCAGCUGCGCCGCCAAGCUCGAGGAGAAGGGCUGGGACUCCGACCCGAAGCCCGUGGGAAGUUACUUCAAGGCGGAACUGCCCUCGGGGGAGACCUUCUCCGCCUUCGCCGGGUUCGGGUCCGAGGAUGACAUCAAGAAGAGCGGAACCGUCCAUGGUUCCGCCUUUGCCUCUUCUGGAGGAGGAGGUGGAGCGGUCAAGAACAGCGGGUCAUCCACGAACGUAAAAUAUUCGACCAAUACGCAUUCCUUCUCUGCUGGAUUUGGUCCUGGGGCCACCAAGGCUGGAGAUGGUUUCCAGGGGUCGUCUGUCACUUCCUCUACAGGUGCUGGAAGGAAUAACGUGCCCGGAGGCUCCAGUAAUUCCCAUUCAGCCUUUUCAGGAUAUUCCUCGGGAAGCAGCAGUCAUUCAACAAAGGGAAGCUUCCACACAACUUCUUUCUCCAGUUCACCAGGUUCAUCAGCUGGUGGCCAUGGGUCUGCCUCUGGGUGCUGUGGUUCACUUGGCUCAGGAAGCUCUUUCUCCUCCAGCACACAUAUCACUUCCGGAUCACCAGGUUCUCCCUCUGGUUCCGUAGGAGGAAGUACCUUCACAUCCAACACCCACAGUACUGCUGGUACAUCAGGGAGCCCAUCCAGUCCUUUUAGAGGAAGUUCCUUUACAUCAAAUACACAAAGUUCUUCGGGUCCUGGUUCCUCCACUUCCAGUACUGGUACUACUGGACCUGGUUCAUCUGGGCCCGGUUCGAAAUUCGGCUCUGGUUCAGCGCUUGGUACUACUGGUUCUCGCCCAAGUUCCCCUGGUGCUCACGGGGCUGCCUCUGGGUGUUGUGGUUCACCAAGUUCCUCUGGAAGUAGUUUCUCUUCCAACACACAUAUCACUUCAGGACCACAAGUUUCCCCAUCUGGUUCUGUAGGAGGAAGUAGCUUCACGUCAAACACCCACAGCACAGCCGGUAAGCCUGGAAGUCCAUCCAGCUCUUUCCGAGGAAGUUCCUUCACCGCAAAUACACAAAGUUCCUCGGGCCCUCUGACAUCGCCGUCCGGGACUGUUGGGGGCAGCUCAGUCUCCUCGAGCAGCCACAGCUCAGCCGGGACAGGAUCGAGUCCCUCUGGAUAUAGCUAUCAGUCUCCCUCCUCCCCUUUCAGUAGCGGUGCUUCUCGCCCAGGUUCCCCUGGAUCUGGUUCUACUUUAGGUGCUCCUGGUUCUGGCCCAGGUUCUCCUGGGUCCGGUUCUACAUUUGGUGGUCCUGGUUCUCGUCCAGGUUCUCCUGGGUCCGGUUCUACUUUAGGUUCUCCUGAUUCUCGUCCAGGUUCACCUGGAUCUGGUUCUACUUUUGGUGCUCCUGGUUCUCGUCCAGGUUCUCCUGGGUCAGGUUCUACUUUAGGUGCUCCUGGUUCUCGUCCAGGUUCACCUGGAUCUGGUUCUACUUUUGGUGCUCCUGGUUCUCGUCCAGGUUCUCCUGGGUCAGGUUCUACUUUAGGUGCUCCUGGUUCUCGUCCAGGUUCACCUGGAUCUGGUUCUACUUUUGGUGCUCCUGGUUCUCGUCCAGCUUCACCUGGGUCCGGUUCUACUGGCAGUGGUUCUGGAUAUGGUUAUGGUUCACCUUCAACCAGCUUUGGGAUAGGUUCUAGUUCUCGCCCAGGUUCCCCUGGAUCUGGUUCUACUUUUGGUGCUCCUGGUUCUCGUCCAGGUUCUCCUGGCUCUGGUUCUACCUUUGGUGCUCCUGGUUCUCGUCCAGGUUCUCCUGGGUCCGGUUCUACCUUUGGUGCUCCUGGUUCUCGCCCAGGUUCACCUGGAUCUGGUUCUACUUUUGGUGCUCCUGGUUCUCGUCCAGGUUCUCCUGGGUCCGGUUCUACUUUAGGUGCUCCCGGUUCUCGACCAGGUUCACCUGGAUCUGGUUCUACUUUAGGUGCUCCUGGUUCUCGCCCAGGUUCCCCUGGAUCUGGUUCUACUUUUGGUGCUCCUGGUUCUCGUCCAGGUUCUCCUGGGUCCGGUUCUACAUUUGGUGCUCCUGGUUCUCGCCCCGGUUCUCCUGGUUCAAGUUCUACUGGAAGUGGUUCUGGGGACUCUGGAUAUGAGUACGGUUCACCUUCACCCAGCUUUGGGAUAGGUUCUAGUUCUCGUCCAGCUUCACCUGGCUCUGGUUCUGCAUUUGGUGCUCCUGGUUUCCGCCCAGGUUCACCUGGAUCUGGUUCUACUUUUGGUGCUCCUGGUUCUCGUCCAGGUUCACCUGGAUCUGGUUCUACUUUAGGUGCUCCUGGUUCUCGCCCAGGUUCAUCUGGAUCUGGUUCUACUUUAGGUGCUCCUGGUUCUCGCCCAGGUUCACCUGGAUCUGGUUCUACUUUAGGUGCUCCUGGUUCUCGCCCAGGUUCAUCUGGAUCUGGCUCUACCCUUGGUGCUCCUGGUUCUCCUGGAUCUGGUUCUACUUUUGGUGCUCCUGGUUCUCGUCCAGGUUCACCUGGAUCUGGUUCUACUUUAGGUGCUCCUGGUUCUCGUCCAGGUUCACCUGGAUCUGGUUCUACUUUAGGUGCUCCUGGUUCUCGUCCAGGUUCCCCUGGCUCUACUUUUGGUGCUCAUGGUUCUCGUCCAGGUUCCCCUGGAUCUGGUUCUACUUUUGGUGCUCCUGGUUCUCGUCCAGGUUCACCUGGAUCUGGUUCUACUUUAGGUGCUCCUGGUUCUCGCCCAGGUUCACCUGGAUCCGGUUCUACAUUUGGUGCUCCUGGUUCUCGCCCAGGUUCACCUGGAUCUGGCUCUACCCUUGGUGCUCCUGGUUCUCGCCCAGGUUCACCUGGAUCCGGUUCUACAUUUGGUGCUCCUGGUUCUCGUCCAGGUACACCUGGAUCUGGUUCUACUUUUGGUGCUCCUGGUUCUCGCCCAGGUUCACCUGGAUCCGGUUCUACUUUUGGUGCUCCUGGUUCUCGCCCCGGUUCUCCUGGGUCCGGUUCUACUGGCAGUGGUUCUGGAUAUGGUUAUGGUUCACCUUCACCCAGCUUUGGGAUAGGUUCUAGUUCUCGCCCAGGUUCACCUGGAUCUGGUUCUACUUUUGGUGCUCCUGGUUCUCGUCCAGGUUCUCCUGGGUCCGGUUCUACCUUUGGUGCUCCUGGUUCUCGUCCAGGUUCUCCUGGGUCCGGUUCUACCUUUGGUGCUCCUGGUUCUCGUCCAGGUUCUCCUGGGUCAGGUUCUACCUUUGGUGCUCCUGGUUCUCGUCCAGGUUCUCCUGGGUCUGGUUCUACUUUAGGUGCUCCUGGUUCUCGUCCAGGUUCUCCUGGGUCCGGUUCUACCUUUGGUGCUCCUGGUUCUCGUCCAGGUUCUCCUGGGUCCGGUUCUACUUUUGGUGCUCCUGGUUCUCGCCCAGAUUCCCCUGGAUCUGGUUCUACUUUAGGUGCUCCUGGUUCUCGCCCUGGUUCUCCUGGGUCCGGUUCUACUUUUGGUGCUCCUGGUUCUCGCCCAGGUUCCCCUGGAUCUGGUUCUACUUUUGGUGCUCCUGGUUCUCGCCCCGGUUCCCCUGGGUCCGGUUCUACAUUUGGUGCUCCUGGUUCUCGCCCAGGUUCUCCUGGUUCAAGUUCUACUGGAAGUGGUUCUGGGGACUCUGGAUAUGAGUACGGUUCACCUUCACCCAGCUUUGGGAUAGGUUCUAGUUCUCGUCCAGCUUCACCUGGCUCUGGUUCUGCAUUUGGUGCUCCUGGUUCUGGCCCAGGUUCCCCUGGCUCUGGUUCUACUUUUGGUGCUCCUGGUUCUCGCCCAGGUUCACCUGGAUCUGGUUCUACUUUGGGUGCUCCUGGUUCUCGCCCAGGUUCCCCUGGAUCUGGUUCUACUUUUCGGUGCUCCUGGUUCUCGCCCAGGUUCCUCUGGCUCUGGUUCUACUUUUGGUGCUCAUGGUUCUCGCCCAGGUUCACCUGGAUCUGGUUCUACUUUAGGUGCUCCUGGUUCUCGCCCAGGUUCCCCUGGCUCUGGUUCUACUUUUAG
This is a messenger RNA of Penaeus chinensis, 4287 nucleotides long. RefSeq names its product collagen alpha-1(I) chain-like. NCBI's taxonomy places the organism in Eukaryota, Metazoa, Arthropoda, Malacostraca, Decapoda, Penaeidae. Bases 1 to 4287 code for a protein of 1428 amino acids. The transcript is spliced from 8 exons. The record is from RefSeq and is a predicted model, not a curated record.